AUUAUUUGUUUGUCAAGUAAAGAAGGCCCCUUCCAGACAGUUGUUUCGUAGUUGAUAUCGUCAUAAAUAGACGAAACUGACAAGAGUAUUUUAAGGAAUCUAUUAACAGAGCCUGCAUUGAUCCAAUCAAGACAACGCAUACCAUGUUUAUGAGAAAGCUCUUACGCUGCACUAGCGUGUUCCGCAUUGCUGCAAUUGUUGUACUACUUCUUGGAAUGAUAUUUGGUAUCCAUGGAGACCGGCAUUUAGUUCCGUUGCCAGACCCAUUUGAAUGUCCACAAGCGCAGAACCGGUCAAUAUUUGAGUGUAGUGGAGGAAUCUAUGCUUCGCUAAGUGUGCAAUUCGUUCCAAAACGAUUUGCUCUUGGUGAUCAUGAAAUGGUGACUGUGAAAUUAUCUGCAACUCCAAAAUCUGAUGUCCUGUAUUUGGCAUGCAAAGCUUCUCUAAAAUGGAAUGGAAUUACUUUAUAUUCCCAAGUUUUUCCUGACGUGUGUGAUAAAAUCAAAUAUACUAGCUGUCCCUUUUUAAAAGGAAAAUACUACUCCACCAAGUCUAAUCCAAUACCAACCACUUUUCUUAAAAUAUUGAAAAAGGGCAAGUACCAUCUUGAAGGAUCAUGUACAGAUCAAAACAACCAAGAAGUUGGCUGUCUCGUUGGGGKUUUUACUUGGGUUUAGAUGUAGCUUGAUUUUGUGUGUUUUAGAGAAAGUCGUUUUUGGAUUUUCCAAUUUUGUUUUAAUUUUAUAUUUUGAAGUUAGUAU
Molecule: messenger RNA, 761 nt
Organism: Exaiptasia diaphana
Lineage: Eukaryota; Metazoa; Cnidaria; Anthozoa; Actiniaria; Aiptasiidae
Exons: 6
Coding region: 144-677 (177 amino acids)
Source: RefSeq, a predicted model, not a curated record